GGGAAGGGAGGGCCAGGAUGCCAAGGGGCUUAGCCAAGACAGGAAGCCCCACACCCAGAGGCCUUAAAGAGAAAGCUGAGGCAGGGGCAAAGGAUGUAUAUUCCAGGAUUCUGCCUGCAGAGUCCAAGGAGAGGCACCUGCAGGAUGAAGGCUCUCCCCCUCCUCCUCGUCCCACUCCUGUGGCUGCUGGUGUGUGGCACGUCACUGUGUCCCAUGGAUGAAGCCCUCAAUGAGAAGAUCCAAGAUGCCACCAGUUUCCUAAUACUUGACGUAGUAAGGAGAGUUCGCCUGGACUGCCGGAGUGUCACCUCCAGGGGGGACCUGGUUACCUGCCCCUCAGGCUUCGCUGUCACCGGCUGCACGUGUGGCUCUGCCUGUGGCUCGUGGGAUGUUCGCGCCGAGACCACAUGCCACUGCCAGUGCGCAGGCAUGGACUGGACAGGAGCCCGCUGCUGUCGCCUGCAGGCCUAGUAGCCUAAAGCUGCACCUGCAUACGGGAUGGGCCUCGAGGGCGUGGCCAGCCUCAGAGGGGUGGGGUCAUGCCCCGGAGGGGCGGGGCUAGAAAUAAAGGCUGAG
Messenger RNA from Camelus dromedarius (Arabian camel), 576 nucleotides. RefSeq names its product resistin (gene RETN). Gene Ontology annotation, molecular function: hormone activity. The record is from RefSeq and is a predicted model, not a curated record. Gene Ontology annotation, cellular component: extracellular region. NCBI's taxonomy places the organism in Eukaryota, Metazoa, Chordata, Mammalia, Artiodactyla, Camelidae. The transcript is spliced from 4 exons. Bases 94 to 471 code for a protein of 125 amino acids.